UGCGAGGGUCUGGGUGCACGCGCGGUGUCUGGCCGGGUGCGCGCGCGCGCUGCUGCCCGCUUGCUUGCCUGCUAAAAGCUGUUCCUUGGGUUUGACCGGCGAGCCAGCUCCAAGAAGCUGGAUCUCAGAUAACAUAGAGACCAUCGCGGAAACUGAGGAGUGAGUCGGAACGCGGUUCAUCCUGUACAGGUCUUGGGGCUCCAGAGAUUAUUUCUCUUUAUUCAGAAGCAUAGAGUUGUUUGCUGAUUGCAAGAAGAUGUUUCUUUGGCUCUUUCUGAUUGUGUCAGCCCUGAUUUCUUCAACAAAUACAGAUUCUGACAUAUCAGUGGAAAUUUGCAAUGUGUGCUCCUGUGUGUCAGUAGAGAAUGUGCUCUAUGUCAACUGUGAGAAGGUUUCAGUCUACAGACCAAACCAGCUGAAACCACCUUGGUCUAAUUUUUAUCACCUCAAUUUCCAAAACAAUUUUUUAAAUAUCCUUUAUCCAAAUACAUUCGUAAACUUUUCACAUGCAGUAUCUCUGCAUCUGGGAAAUAAUAAGCUGCAGAACAUUGAGGGAGGGGCCUUUCUCGGGCUCAGUGCAUUAAAGCAGUUGCACUUGAACAACAAUGAAUUAAAGAUUCUCCGAGCUGACACUUUCCUUGGCAUAGAGAACUUGGAGUAUCUCCAGGCUGACUACAAUUUAAUCAAGUAUAUUGAACGAGGAGCCUUCAAUAAGCUCCACAAACUGAAAGUUCUCAUUCUUAAUGACAAUCUGAUUUCAUUCCUUCCUGAUAAUAUUUUUCGAUUCGCAUCUUUAACUCAUCUGGAUAUACGAGGAAACAGAAUCCAGAAACUCCCUUAUAUUGGAGUUCUGGAACACAUUGGCCGGGUUGUUGAAUUGCAGCUGGAAGAUAACCCUUGGAAUUGCAGCUGUGAUUUGUUGCCUCUAAAGGCUUGGUUGGAGAAUAUGCCAUAUAACAUUUACAUAGGCGAAGCUAUUUGUGAAACUCCCAGUGACUUAUAUGGAAGGCUUUUAAAGGAAACCAACAAGCAAGAAUUAUGCCCCAUGGGCACAGGGAGUGAUUUUGAUGUUCGAAUUCUGCCUCCAUCUCAACUGGAAAAUGGCUACACCACUCCCAAUGGUCACACUACUCAAACAACCUUGCACAGAUUAGUGACCAAACCACCCAAAACAACAAAUCCUUCCAAAAUCUCUGGAAUAGUGGCAGGCAAAUCCCUCUCCAACCGAAAUCUCAGUCAAAUUGUGUCAUACCAAACAAGAGUGCCUCCUCUUACACCUUGCCCGGCACCUUGCUUUUGCAAAACACAUCCUUCUGAUUUGGGGCUCAGUGUAAAUUGCCAAGAGAAAAAUAUACAAUCCAUGUCUGAACUGAUACCAAAACCUUUAAAUGCCAAGAAGUUGCAUGUCAAUGGCAAUAACAUCAAAGAUGUGGACAUUUCAGACUUCACUGAGUUUGAAGGACUGGAUUUGCUCCAUUUAGGCAGCAAUCAGAUUACAGUGAUCAAAGGAGAAGUGUUCCACAAUCUGACCAAUCUACGCAGACUUUAUCUCAAUGGAAAUCAGAUUGAAAGACUGGACCCUGAAAUAUUUUCAGGCCUUCAUAACCUGCAGUAUCUGUAUUUGGAAUACAAUUUGAUUAAGGAAAUCUUAGCAGGCACCUUUGACUCCAUGCCCAAUUUGCAGCUUCUGUACUUGAACAACAAUCUCUUAAAGAGCCUUCCAGUUUACAUUUUCUCUGGAGCACCUCUUGCUAGACUGAACCUAAGGAACAACAAAUUCAUGUACCUACCUGUCAGUGGAGUCCUCGAUCAGUUGCAAUCUCUUACACAAAUUGAUUUGGAGGGCAACCCUUGGGACUGCACUUGUGACUUGGUAGCAUUAAAGCUGUGGCUAGAGAAGUUAAAUGAUGGGAUUGUUGUGAAAGAACUGAAAUGUGAGACUCCUGUUCAGUUUGCCAACAUUGAACUGAAGUCCCUCAAAAAUGAAAUCUUAUGUCCUAAACUCCUAAACAAGCCAUCUGCACCUUUCACAAGCCCUGCACCUGCAAUUUCGUUCACCACUCCAUUGGGUCCUAUUCGAAGCCCUCCUGGGGGCCCAGUACCUCUGUCUAUUUUAAUCUUAAGUAUCUUGGUGGUCCUCAUUUUAACUGUCUUUGUUGCAUUUUGCCUUCUUGUUUUUGUGCUGAGACGCAACAAGAAACCCACAGUGAAGCACGAAGGUUUGGGGAACCCUGAGUGUGGCUCCGUGCAGCUGCAACUAAGGAAGCAUGAGCACAAAACCAAUAAAAAAGACGGACUGAGCACAGAAGCAUUCAUUCCACAAACCAUAGAACAGAUGAGCAAGAGUCACACCUGUGGCCUCAAAGAGUCUGAAACUGGGUUCAUGUUUUCAGAUCCUCCAGGACAGAAGGUCAUGAUGAGAAAUGCUGCUGACAAAGACAAAGAUUUACUGCAUGUAGAUACCAGGAAGAGAUUGAGCACAAUUGAUGAGCUGGAUGAACUAUUCCCUAGCAGAGAUUCCAACGUGUUUAUUCAGAAUUUUCUUGAAAGCAAAAAGGAGUAUAACAGCAUUGGUGUCAGUGGCUUUGAGAUUCGCUAUCCAGAAAAACAACAAGAUAAAAAAAACAAGAAGUCACUGAUAGGUGGUAACCACAGUAAAAUCGUUGUAGAACAAAGGAAGAGUGAGUAUUUUGAACUGAAGGCAAAACUUCAGAGUUCUCCUGACUACCUACAGGUCCUUGAGGAGCAAACAGCUUUGAACAAGAUAUAGGUCAUGUAAUUCAACUUCAUAAGAGGUCAUUAUUUAAUGAUGAAAGUGCCUUUUGUUGACUUCUAACUUCCAAAUACUAUAUUAUCAUUAGGCAUAGAGGCAGGUGUUUCCAAGGGUAUCUCAUUAACUGUAGCUGUAAAGAUGUGUCAAGUAGAAGAGACUUUCCUUAAUAGAUUUUACUAUAUAAACCCUAUACUGUGGAGUCCUGUGGGGAUACUGCAAACUCUAUUGCCAAAGGGAUGCUUUAUAAACAUAAUACACUGAAUUUAACCUCAAGAGGCAAAUACGUUUUGUACUCUGAUACAAAACCUCCGUCUCUUUGUGCUUUGUAAAGCAAACUCAAGAAAACUGGUACCAGUGUUUGUAUCUCAGCUGGGUCCUUCAUCUUGCACGUAGACUAAGUUGGUGAAACUGGAAUAACCCUUUUGAUUUGUGGCAUUGUAACAACUCUUUGUAAAGAUUACCUGAAAAGUGUAAAAAACAAAUAAGCAUGCAAAGAGAGAACAUUUGAUAGUAUUUGUAAAUUGGUAAAAUUUAUGGCCUGCAUCUUGAAACCGCUGGAUUUACAAUGUUAAAUUGUGCAAAUACUUGUUUAAAAUAUACCAUGCAUUACAUAACUAUAAAAUAAAUUUGAACACUUUAAGUAUUACCUGUCUAUACAUAAAAACCAAAAGGAGAAAAAAAAAUCAAUGUGAGUUAUAUAGCAUUUGUGGUGAUUUAGAGAAAAAUAUGUCUAUCAGAAUUAAACAUGGCUCAAAUUAAACUAGAGUUUGUUCUCAGUUGUGUCAAAUACCCACAAUCCUUAACGGUUGUCCCAAAUUAGCAAAGUGCUUACCGUGUGAGCGCACCCAAAGCUAUUUUUGUAACAUAAUUCAUAUUUAUGAAGUACUUUGUAUACUAAAUAGGAAAACAUGUACUCCUUAAUAUGUACUUAGUAUGCCUGACUUAUUUUCCUGAUCACAGCAAAUUGAGUAUAAGUAUAAAUUGAGAUAAGAAAAAAAAAACACUAAAGUGAAAAUGAAGCUAAUGUGUACAGAAAUAUUUGGGACUCUGUGAUCAAGUAUAAUUUAAAAACAGAAAAAAUACAAAAAAUACCCCAAAAUUAAAAAAAAAAAAAUCCGUGCAAUUCUUGUGAAUCUAGUGUAUUAUCUUCCGAUUUGUUACCAACUGUGCAUUUUAAAAUAGGCUCCUUAGUUUUAUAGUAUUGUGUCUGGGGCAGUUGUUACUUGCCAUCAAUUGUCUUGCUUUUCAGAAUUCUAUGAGCUUAAUUCAAAUAGUUUUAAUUACAAUAUUUAACAAAAUAAUGGCUAAGAUUAAUAGUAUCUUGUAUGCAUCAAUAUCCUGUUCUUUCAUCAUUCUGACUACUAUCAGAUAAUCUAGUAGAACUAUAAACAUCAUGGUACAUGGUAAUCUCGGCUAUCAAAGCCCUAGUGUAAAAUGCUUGCACUGGUCUCAGAUGAAUUCAACUACAAUGGAAAUGCCCCUGUGUUUGUGUGUGCUCUUAAGUUCUAGAUCAAAAUUGGUUAAAUGAAUGAAGUAUUUGCUAAUGAGUUGAUAUCUGAAGAUGUUUAGGAUCUUUGAUUAGUAAAUCAAUAUUCAGAAACUCAUUGCCUUCUUGGCCAGCUUUGUGUGUGUGUGUGUGUGUGUGUGUGUGUGUGUGUGUGUGUGUUGUGGUGUGAUGAAUUAUUGUAUUAUUCAGUAAGGUAACCAAGAAUGCAAACAGACAUUCUUAAUGAAUUUCAAGUGGCAGAUAUUUUGAUUAAGCUUACAAAAGGAUAUUGUAACAGCAAUCCCUUUAUUAAAUACUAAUUUCAAGAU
Molecule: messenger RNA, 4588 nt
Organism: Onychomys torridus (southern grasshopper mouse)
Lineage: Eukaryota; Metazoa; Chordata; Mammalia; Rodentia; Cricetidae
Gene: Slitrk4
Product: SLIT and NTRK like family member 4
Exons: 2
Coding region: 257-2770 (837 amino acids)
Biological process (GO): positive regulation of synapse assembly; axonogenesis; regulation of presynapse assembly
Cellular component (GO): glutamatergic synapse; membrane
Molecular function (GO): protein binding
Source: RefSeq, a predicted model, not a curated record